ACAACAAAAAAAAACCCGCAGGCUCUUGGUGCGUGCGUUUCUCCUUAUUAUUAUUAUUAUUAUUAUUAUUAUUUUUAAAACUGCAGAGUGCAUUUUGUCGUUGUUGAGCGAUGGAAGAUAAGCUAAAGAAAGAGUUGGGUACAGCCACGCUCAAGUCAGCCGGCCACUCUGGAGGUGGAUGCAUCAGCCAGGGCCAGAGUUACCACACCGACACCGGCAAAGUCUUCGUGAAGCUCAACCACAAGAGCCAGGCCAAGUUAAUGUUUGACGGAGAAAUGGCCAGUUUGGAGGCCAUAAUCCAAACUGGAGCGAUCAAAGUACCCAAACCUGUCAAGGUGAUCGAGUUGGACACUGGAGGCUGCGUCUUUGUUAUGGAGCAUCUGGACAUACGAGGCCUUAACAAAUAUUCCAAACAGCUCGGAGAGCAGCUGGCUCAUCUUCACCUUCACAACAAGCGACAGCUGCAGAAAGUGAGCGAAGAGCAGCAGACAAUUGGAAAAGGAGCCGGGCAGUCUGCGGCGGCUUAUGUGGACAAAUACGGCUUCUCUACCAGCACGUGCUGUGGCUAUAUACCACAGGACAACGAAUGGCAGGACGAGUGGGAGACAUUUUACAGCCGACAGAGGCUCGAGCUUCAGCUAAACAUGCUGGAGAAGUCCAACGGCGACAGAGAGGCCAGAGAGCUUUGGGCGGCACUGCAGCUGAAGAUCCCUCAGUUCUUCGGAGACGUGCAGAUGGUCCCGGCUCUCCUCCACGGGGACUUGUGGGGCGGCAACGUGGGAGAAACCGCCGAAGGCCCCGUGGUCUUCGACCCCGCUUCUUUCUACGGCCAUUCCGAGUUCGAGUUGGCAAUCGCCGGGAUGUUCGGGGGCUUCGACGGCUCCUUCUUCUCCGCCUACCACGACAAAAUUCCCAAGGCGCCCGGCUUUGCGAGAAGGAACCAGCUUUACCAACUCUUCCACUACCUGAAUCACUGGAACCACUUUGGCGGUGGCUACAGAGGCUCGUCGAUAAGUGUGAUGAAGGACCUGCUCAAGUAAUUGCACUUAGCUACCUACUAUGGAAUGCGCCAGUCUUAAAUAAUAUAAAGUGUCCAGAUUAAUGGUCUUUUGGUCAUAAAGUUUUUAUGUUCAUUACGCACAAAAUAUUAUCUGAUUAAAAAUGGCAUCAAAUCAAGCAAAUAAACAACUGCAAAUAGG
Messenger RNA from Phycodurus eques (leafy seadragon), 1199 nucleotides. It is a transcript of the gene fn3krp, whose product is annotated as fructosamine 3 kinase related protein. The record is from RefSeq and is a predicted model, not a curated record. The coding region runs from base 111 to 1040 and encodes 309 amino acids. Lineage: Eukaryota; Metazoa; Chordata; Actinopteri; Syngnathiformes; Syngnathidae. The transcript is spliced from 6 exons.